Molecule: messenger RNA, 2691 nt
Organism: Paramuricea clavata
Lineage: Eukaryota; Metazoa; Cnidaria; Anthozoa; Malacalcyonacea; Plexauridae
Source: the annotation of a GenBank genome assembly
AUGGUACGGGGAGAAAUGAAAAAGACGUUCAGUAUUCGAUCGAAGAAGAAAGUUAAGUCAGAUGCUGAUAGAAUCAGUACAGGCAGUACUGAUCAAAGACCAACUGUAAAAGUGUUUCUUCCAAAUGGCGAAUUCAGAAGCGUUAAAUGUGGAGAUACUACAGAUAUAAAAGUAAGUUUUCUUUACUUAUAUGCUCUCUUGUAUAACACGAAACUCAAAACAAAGUUGAAGUAGAGUUGGGGCUUUUAUUUACCCUUUGUUUGACAUUUUUUGAACAGCUAGUCUAAACUUCCUUCUCGCAAAUGUUUAUCAUAAUAUCACAAUUCUUUGUUAUUAUAAGUACAAAAGUUUAGGCGCUUUUUCUUAGUUCUAAUUGUCUUAAAUUUGGGGGUUUUUUAAUCUUUUCUUCACACAAAAUUUUCAAUGUGUACAUUUACACGUUACAUUUCUAUUUCGUUUUCUGUUUAUACGUCAUGACUUAAUUUGUAAACGAACUAAAGACUAAAUUUAGUUCAACAAUUAAUUCUCCAUAGGAAGUUAACAUAUCAAUAAUUACUUUCAGUCUUUUCUUUAAUCUUCGCCAACACAAAAUUCUGGAUAAUUUUAGGUCAUAUUAUGUCGUUUAUUUCGUUGUCUAUAUCGCUGAGAUGUUAGUGCAAAACAAGGCUGGGAUAAAAGACAGACAAUUUGCUUCGCCCAACUGAGCAAAUAUUUUAGAGGACAUUUUUUAUAGAUUUGUUGUGAAAUUAUUAUAGUGUUCCACCUACUGAGAGAUUUUUGUAACAAUUAGAAGCAAUCUUGCAUUCCAAAUUGCAAUUAGAAUGUGUUGCUAUCGAAAUGGUUUGUUCUCAAGUCUUAUCUUUCUCUUUAGCUGUUAAUGAUUGAGUUUAGUUUUUAAAGUGCAAUGUAUAUUUUAAUAGUGGGUGUCAAGUUUCUUGAGGAAAAGCCUUAUAAUUUAUUAAUACACAAUGUCAAUAUAAUAUACACAAUACUUGCAGACAAAUUUAUGUCAAUUGAUGAAUGAAAAGAACUUUGAAACAUGUGCUUAUUGAAUGUUCCUAUAAUUAAUCAAUGUAUUGUUUUUCAUGAUCAAUACAAACUUUCACCAUCAUGGUUAAACUAGUUUCUUUCGUUAAACAAAAUUGUCAUUCUGUAGAAUAAAAUGGCAAACAUAACUCUUGCAGCUUAGUGUGCUUACAUAAGACUUUUUAAUCCAUUAAGGACCACCAAGGUCACAUGAAACUUGACCACCCUGGAGGACAAAUUUAAUUUUAAUGGAGGCCGGCCCUCAGCCCUUAAAUGGGUUUAGUAGGACUAUGGGAUAUGCUUAAAAUAUGCUUCCAAUAUUAUUGUUAUCAACAAGAUAUUUAACAUUUUUCCAUGUAGGUGAUUUUCAAGCCUAAUGCUUAGACAUUUUCCUUUUUAUUUCAGGAUAUCAUUCAUCUAGUUAUUGAAAGUCUUGGGGUUAAUGUUGUUACAGCACACAUAUUUUAUGGAAUGAGGAUAGAACAUCCACAAUCACUCAGGGCUUUUUGGCUAAGAAGAUGGUUCACUGUUCAAGAAGUUCGAGCAAAAUAUGAACACAUGCUUCCCUUAGAUGAAUGCAGGUAAUAGAGAAGAUACUAGUUCAAUGUCAAGGGGACAUUGAAGAAACUUGCAUAUUUCUAGACUUCCCGAGCAUUUGCUUGUGCUGUCAUUUAUGAAUCAUCAGUAUUUUUAAUGGAGAAGAUGAAACCUCUUGCAUUUUUCAUAGAUAUACGUUGCGAAUAAAAUUCUUUCCAGAGGAUUUAACAAGUUUUUAUCUAAAGGAUAAAGCUAGUUUCUUCUUCUUAUAUGACCAGGUAAUUUCAUUAAUCAGCCUUUGAUUUUUUUGCAUUUCCUUGUUGCCUCAAUAUUUUAGAAUAUUUCUUUCAUUGUUUCUACAGAUAAAAAAUGAUUAUCUCAAUCAUGUUGCAGAGAAAGUAGACCAGGAUAUUGCCUUUAGAUUAGGUGCUUUAGAAAUGAGGUAUGUUGUUUAUUGAAAUAUUAAGUGAUGAUACAAUAAUUGGCCAGCCAAAUGCAGGAACUGCUACCAUAAUAUUUCCAAUCCUGUUCAAAUUUUUAGGAGACAUUUCAAAGACAUGCCUCCAAAUGCAUUAGGGAAGAAGUCUAAUUUUGAAAUUCUUGAGUAUGUUAAACAACUUUUAUUUCUUCAUUUCCAUAUACUACUACCAUUUGUGAGCAAAAGUAACAUCAAAACAUGGCAAUAAAAGGUGUCCUCUUUCUCAACAUAGAAAAGAAGUUGGAUUUACAAAGUUUUUACCAAAAUCUAUUAUUGAAACAAUGAAGGUAAGUUGUCUGACAUUCCCUUUGAACUUGAUCCUUCCAACUUUCCUUUACACAGGAUGACUGACAAUCAGUUGAACAGAUAAUUACUAAAUGUGAUUUGUCUCUGUUUAGUCUAAAGCUCUAAGAAAAAUCUUAAACAGCUACUUCAAGCAAUAUUCAGAGCUGAAUGAAGAACAAUGUUGUCAUAAAUUUCUUGAACUUCUUCCUACAAUCCACAGAUAUGACUUGGAAACUUUCAAGUGUUCUCUCGGAGUGAGUAUUGCCAUUUAUAACAUGCUUACUGAAACCAGUGCUAGGAGUCUUGAAUGUUGGUUGGACAUCAUAUUUUUCCAGGCUGUUUUUCAUUCAAAAAAUGAUGAUUAA